Messenger RNA from Wasmannia auropunctata (little fire ant), 1698 nucleotides. RefSeq names its product N(4)-(Beta-N-acetylglucosaminyl)-L-asparaginase-like. NCBI's taxonomy places the organism in Eukaryota, Metazoa, Arthropoda, Insecta, Hymenoptera, Formicidae. Bases 340 to 1386 code for a protein of 348 amino acids. Gene Ontology annotation, cellular component: lysosome. The record is from RefSeq and is a predicted model, not a curated record. Gene Ontology annotation, molecular function: N4-(beta-N-acetylglucosaminyl)-L-asparaginase activity. Gene Ontology annotation, biological process: protein deglycosylation. The transcript is spliced from 6 exons.
AAAUUUGUAUUAAUAUUAAUUUUUUCCGUAUAAUCAAUUUUUAACUUAUAAAAAUGAGCUUAUAUGAAAUUCUUAUUGGUCAUAUUUUGUGCUAUUGUUGCAUUAUUUCGUUCUGUUUUACGUUUGCCGAUAAUGAUGAAAUAAUAUAAAAGCGCUGAUAGCGCUCUCCUCGAAAGCCUUAAAAAAAAAAAAACAGCACUGAUAAUCUAAUAACAACAAUCAUACAGUCUCAAGACAACACAACGGUCAAUAGCUCUAGCAAGUACUUAGCAAACAAAGGAAUAUCGCCGGAAUUUCUAAUUGCCGAGGCACUGUGUAUCUCCAAAAGCUGGAGGCAGGAUGAAGCUCGUCAAUCUUUCGGGAAUUUUCUUGCUCCUCGAAGCUCUCUCGCUCGUCAAUGCAAUCGAGGAUCCUGGCGCUCUCAACAAUAGCUUCCCUGUGAUAGUGAUCACCUGGAAUGAGAAGAAUGCAACGGAGAGAGCAUGGGACGUGAUAUACAAUCAGAAGAGAAGUGCUCUGGACGCGAUAGAGGAAGGCUGUAUCCUGUGCGAGGAGCAACAGUGCAGGAGGACAGUGGGAUUCGGCGGCAGCCCGGAUGAAUUAGGAGAAACCACGAUGGAUGCUAUCAUUAUGGACGGAGUGGCGAUGGAUGUAGGUGCGAUAGGAGGAAUGCGGAACGUGAAGAAUGCCAUUACGGUCGCACGCAAGGUGCUGGAGCACACGAAGCAUAAUCUUCUGGGCGCAGACCAGGCUGCGGAUUUCGCUGUGAACAUGGGAUUCACGAAGGAGUCCCUGCAAACGGACGAGUCCAAGGAGAAGUGGAUGCAGUGGAAGGAGAACAAGUGUCAGCCCAAUUUUUGGAAGAACGUCGUACCGGAUCCAACAACCACCUGUGGACCGUAUCGUACGAGCGUCGUAGAAGACGAUAGAAGCACGGUAGUAGGAAACGAGGAUAAUCAUGACACUAUCGCUAUACUCGCGAUAGACUCGCGGGGACACACAGCGGCCGGGGCGUCUACGAACGGCGCCAAGUACAAGAUACCCGGCCGCAUCGGGGAUUCUGCUAUUGUCGGAGCCGGGGCGUACGCCGAUCAAGAGGCCGGCGCGGCCGCCUGCACAGGCGACGGAGAUAUUUUGAUGCGAUUUUUACCGAGCUUCCUGGCGGUGGAGGAGAUGCGUAACGGAGUAGCGCCGAGCGUAGCUGUUAGGAACGUGAUUGACAGAAUCGCCCGGCAUUAUCCCAAGUUCCUCGGCGGGGUAAUCGCGUUGAACAAGAAGGGAGAAUAUGGGGCAGCGUGUAACGGAAUAGCCGCGUUUCCUUAUUACAUUGCCAAUCCCGCUUUGGGCCCCACAUUCCUUUCCGUUCCAUGCAGCAAUCCGCCGUAGUAAGAAUGGCUUAUUGUUGAAUUGCACGUACGUUUCAAAUUUCAAGUUGAUACAAAACAAUUAAUGUAUGGUGCUAAACAUAACUGCACGGACUCCGGCGACACAGUCGAUGGCACAUCUUUCUUUCAAUAAAGAUCGUAUAAUCAAAUUUGUGAUAAAAUCAUUGUGAUAAAAUUCGAAAACAGAUCAUAAUGCCGCCGAAGUCUACGCAUUUGUGAACGACCUUGCGCUCUUGUUGCUAUAUACAAACUUAUGAAAAUUUGAUAAAUGAAGAAAACGAGACUGUAUUAAAAAGAAGAUUCAUCACAAGUA